Molecule: messenger RNA, 3278 nt
Organism: Piliocolobus tephrosceles (Ugandan red Colobus)
Lineage: Eukaryota; Metazoa; Chordata; Mammalia; Primates; Cercopithecidae
Gene: SEMA3A
Product: semaphorin 3A
Exons: 17
Coding region: 425-2743 (772 amino acids)
Biological process (GO): neural crest cell migration; motor neuron axon guidance; positive regulation of cell migration
Cellular component (GO): axon; glutamatergic synapse; plasma membrane
Molecular function (GO): chemorepellent activity; neuropilin binding; semaphorin receptor binding
Source: RefSeq, a predicted model, not a curated record
CAUUCUGCUUCCCCGGAGCCGAAUGAAGCAGGGAGCAGGAUUAGAGUCUGCCACCGGCUAUCAGAGGAGCUUAGAUAAAAGGAACUGCUUCUUAAGCACCACUGCAGCAGACCUUGUUAAUUUUUUUUUUUUUUUUUUUUUUCUUUCCACACAACAGUUUUGCCCCUUUUUCCGGGCGCUGGGCUGGGUUUUUUUUUUUUUUUUUUUUUUUUUUCUUUUUGGAGGGUUUGAAGUUUCUGUGCUUCAGUGACUGUUACAGAAGAAGAGGUGUUAGUGUUGCCAUGAGGUCUUGAUUGUCUGCAUUUAUGAAUGAAACUGACCUAAAUCACCUGUUACCUCCAGUUUCCAGAUUGUUUGAACUUCUCUGGCCGCACAAUACAGGAAGGAAGACUAAAGCAGCAAAGGGACCUACAGCGUCUGCAGCAUGGGCUGGUUAACUAGGAUUGUCUGUCUUUUCUGGGGAGUAUUACUUACAGCAAGAGCAAACUAUCAAAAUGGGAAGAAUAAUGUGCCAAGGCUGAAAUUAUCCUACAAAGAAAUGUUGGAAUCCAACAAUGUGAUCACUUUCAAUGGCUUGGCCAACAGCUCCAGUUAUCAUACCUUCCUUUUGGAUGAGGAACGGAGUAGGCUGUACGUUGGAGCAAAGGAUCACAUAUUUUCAUUCAGCCUGGUUAAUAUCAAGGAUUUUCAAAAGAUUGUGUGGCCAGUAUCUUACACCAGAAGAGAUGAAUGCAAGUGGGCUGGAAAAGACAUCCUGAAAGAAUGUGCUAAUUUCAUCAAGGUACUUAAGGCAUAUAAUCAGACUCACUUGUACGCCUGUGGAACAGGGGCUUUUCAUCCAAUUUGCACCUACAUUGAAAUUGGACAUCAUCCUGAGGACAAUAUUUUUAAGCUGGAGAACUCACAUUUUGAAAACGGCCGUGGGAAGAGUCCAUAUGACCCUAAGCUGCUGACAGCAUCUCUUUUAAUAGAUGGAGAAUUAUACUCUGGAACUGCAGCUGAUUUUAUGGGGCGAGACUUUGCUAUCUUCCGAACUCUUGGGCACCACCACCCAAUCAGGACAGAGCAGCAUGAUUCCAGGUGGCUUAAUGAUCCAAGGUUCAUUAGUGCCCACCUCAUCCCAGAGAGUGACAAUCCUGAAGAUGACAAAGUAUACUUUUUCUUCCGUGAAAAUGCAAUAGAUGGAGAACACUCUGGAAAAGCUACUCAUGCUAGAAUAGGUCAGAUAUGCAAGAAUGACUUUGGAGGGCACAGAAGUCUGGUGAAUAAAUGGACAACAUUCCUCAAAGCUCGUUUGAUUUGCUCAGUGCCAGGUCCAAAUGGCAUUGACACUCAUUUUGAUGAACUGCAGGAUGUAUUCCUAAUGAACUUUAAAGAUCCUAAAAACCCAAUUGUAUAUGGAGUGUUUACGACUUCCAGUAACAUUUUCAAGGGAUCAGCCGUGUGUAUGUACAGCAUGAGUGAUGUGAGAAGGGUGUUCCUUGGUCCGUAUGCCCACAGGGAUGGACCCAACUAUCAGUGGGUGCCUUAUCAAGGAAGAGUCCCCUAUCCACGGCCGGGAACUUGUCCCAGCAAAACAUUUGGUGGUUUUGACUCUACAAAGGACCUUCCUGAUGAUGUUAUAACCUUUGCAAGAAGUCAUCCAGCCAUGUACAAUCCAGUGUUUCCUAUAAACAAUCGCCCAAUAAUGAUCAAAACGGAUGUAAAUUAUCAAUUUACACAAAUUGUAGUAGACCGAGUGGAUGCAGAAGAUGGACAGUAUGAUGUUAUGUUUAUCGGAACAGAUGUUGGGACCGUCCUUAAAGUAGUUUCAAUUCCUAAGGAGACAUGGCAUGAUUUAGAAGAGGUUCUGCUGGAAGAAAUGACAGUUUUUCGGGAACCGACUACUAUUUCAGCAAUGGAGCUUUCCACCAAGCAGCAACAACUAUAUAUUGGUUCAACAGCUGGGGUUGCCCAGCUCGCUUUACACCGGUGUGAUAUUUACGGGAAAGCCUGUGCUGAGUGUUGCCUCGCCCGAGACCCUUACUGUGCUUGGGAUGGUUCUUCAUGCUCUCGCUAUUUUCCCACUGCAAAGAGACGCACAAGACGACAAGAUAUAAGAAAUGGAGACCCACUGACUCACUGUUCCGACUUACAACACCAUGAUAAUCACCAUGGCCACAGCCCUGAAGAGCGAAUCAUCUACGGUGUAGAGAAUAGUAGCACAUUUUUGGAAUGCAGUCCGAAGUCACAGCGAGCACUGGUCUACUGGCAAUUCCAGAGGCGAAAUGAAGAGCGAAAAGAAGAGAUCAGAGUGGAUGAUCAUAUCAUCAGGACAGAUCAAGGCCUUCUGCUGCGUAGUCUACAACGGAAGGAUUCAGGCAAUUACCUCUGCCAUGCGGUGGAACAUGGGUUCAUACAAACUCUUCUUAAGGUGACCCUGGAAGUCAUUGACACAGAGCAUCUGGAAGAACUUCUUCAUAAAGAUGAUGACGGAGACGGCUCUAAGACCAAAGAAAUGUCCAAUAGCAUGACACCUAGCCAGAAGGUCUGGUACAGAGACUUCAUGCAGCUCAUCAACCACCCCAAUCUCAACACGAUGGAUGAGUUCUGUGAACAAGUAUGGAAAAGGGACCGAAAACAACGUCGGCAAAGGCCGGGACAUACCCAAGGGAACAGUAACAAAUGGAAGCACUUACAGGAAAAUAAGAAAGGUAGAAACAGGAGGACCCACGAAUUUGAGAGGGCACCCAGGAGUGUCUGAGCUGCAUUACCUCUAGAAACCUCAAACAAGUGAAACUUGCCUAGACAAUAACUGGAAAAAAAAAAAAAAUGCAAUAUACAUGAACUUUUUUCAUGGCAUUAUGUGGAUGUUUACAAUGGUGGGAAAUUCAACUGAGUUCCACCAAUUAUAAAUUAAAUCCAUGAGUAACUUUCCUAAUAGGCUUUUUUCCCUAAUACCAACGCCUAACAGAGAACACAGGUGAAUGCAGUUGUUCACUUUAGCAGACUUAAUGUUUCCUAUGAGAUUUCACUGUACAGGUUUGUCUUUCUUCUUUGCCUGAGAAAUAAAAAUGUCAUUUGCCAUAUUGCCAUCUAAAGGAGAAAAACUGCAUCAGCAAAGCCAUUGUAUUGAACUAAAAGUUUAAAAUGAACUGCAUGGAUUUACUAAGCUGAUGAAUAUUCCAAAACGUGGUUGGAUUCAAGGAUAUAUUUUGUCUACCGGCCCUCAUGUUUGUAUGUACUUGAGGAGUAAAAUGAGUAAAAUGAUACUGAAUGAAACGUUCUGUGGAAAUAUU